Messenger RNA from Zea mays, 4152 nucleotides. RefSeq lists its product as uncharacterized. NCBI's taxonomy places the organism in Eukaryota, Viridiplantae, Streptophyta, Magnoliopsida, Poales, Poaceae. The record is from RefSeq and is a predicted model, not a curated record. Gene Ontology annotation, molecular function: zinc ion binding. The coding region runs from base 1 to 3759 and encodes 1252 amino acids. The transcript has 12 exons.
AUGCUCUUCCGGCCGGUUCCGUCCGCCGCUGGCCGCAUCACCCAAAGCAAAACAACAGCGGGAGGGAUCAGUGGAACCGCGGACGAGCGGGAGAGGCCGGAGAGAGGGAAAAACAGCUACUGCGACGAGGAGACGCAACCCACAAACAGGCCGCGCCCACCUUCACCGUCCCGACACGGCCGGCCAACCUACCAACGCGACACGGCCACUGCACUACGCCCAAACAACGCGACACGGCCAACCUCGAUCGAGACGUCGACGGGACGAAACCUCUCCGUGACCGUGAGAGAACCUUCGCCGGAGCUCGGAAGGAGCGUGCUGGUGCAGCUUGUGGGCCGCGGGAUGCAGUCGCUGCGAGGAGCGCAGCGGGAGUGCGCGGGGCCCCGGGGCCGCAGGGUGGCGGGCGACACCGAGGAGCUGGAGGAGGGGGAGGCCUGCUCCGACGCCGACGGCGAGGCCUUCGUCGACCCCGACGUCGCGUUCUCCUAUAUUGAUGAAAAACUUCAGCAUGUUCUAGGACAUUUUCAGAAGGAAUUCGAAGGAGAAGUUUCUGCAGAGAACCUCGGGUCGAAAUUUGGUGGAUAUGGUUCAUUUUUACCCACAUAUCAGCGUUCUCCCCUGCUGCCCCAAUCUGAAAGCCCACACAUUGCAUUGAACAUUAGCAUGUCAGGAUCACCUUACCAACCAUCUGCUGAGAGAAUGGAUCAAAACCCCUCUACUGUAGCUGUGGAGCCCAUUUCCCGAAAUAACGGUUUUGGAGCACCUUCAGCUAGUGAUUCAAUCAAGAAGAAAAAAUUCCUGAGUACAAAUGAUGAGGAAUCGAUUGCAGGUUCCGAUUCUUUGGACACUUCACUUAGUGGUAGUGACUCAAAGUCACUCAAAUUUCAGACCAAAGUUUGUCUCAGCAAUGAUCUGCCAAGAGAAAAUGCAGUUAUCUAUAGUGGCCUGGGCCUUGAUAUUUCUCCACGUUCGUCCAUGGAGGAGAGUCCUAAUGGGCUUGGGGGACUAUCUCCUGAGUGCAGCAAUGUGCCAUUUGAAUCACCUCGGACUAUCCUACAGGUCAUGACAUGCCUUCCAGUUCCUGGAGGUUUCUUGUUGUCACCUCUGCAUGGGAAUUUGCUGCAAUUAAGAAAUAAAGUUGCUCCGGUGCUAAAGAAUUUGGAAACACAUUUAGACAUGGAAAAUGUAUCUAGAGCAUUGGAAGGACGUUCACAGUCUUUUCAUCCCCUUGGACUUAUCAGAGGCAAUGUGACUAAGCAGAUGAGGCCUUGCAGUAAGAAAAAAGUGGCAGUGGAUACAAAGACUAGCAAGUACAAAGGUGAUGCUAGUGCAACCAUGAACAAUGAAGUUAACAUCCAAGUGCCUGCCAGCCAAAAAGAGAAGAUGAACACGAAUAACAAGAAUGAGUUUGAAGUUGGUUCUGCAAGGAAGGAGAUCCCAGCCAGUGUAAAGCAUGGAGAGUUGUAUAUGCAGCCGGCCAGCAGUGUAUCAACUAUGAAUGCAUAUCAUGUUCCUGCACCAGUUGUGAUCGAGGACCACUGGGUACGCUGUGACAUAUGCCAUAAAUUGCGUCUUCUACCCUAUGGAAUGAACCCUUCUAUGCUUCCAAAAAAAUGGAAAUGUACCAUGCUUCACUGGCUGCCUGGGAUGAAUAGGUGUGAUAUCAGUGAGGAUGAAACAACAGGGGCUCUGAAUGCAUUGUUUGCCAUUCCAGCGACUGCCACAACCCUUUCUUCAGGUAGUCCUCAUACUGCAGUUACAGGAGGUAUUAUGGAAAGGAACAAGGCUUAUCCAAAGUUAAAGACUAAAAUAAGGAUUGAUCAAGAUGAACAGAAAUCAUAUAAGAAAACUAAAAUUGAGGCUUGGCAUCAAAUUGACAGAGGCCAGGACCACAGGUGUGAUUCAGAUGGUGUGGAAGUUCCUGAUGAACACAAAGCUUUACUUGCAAAAGCAAAAGCAAUGAAGGGUUCACAUGAAACUGAUGACAUGUCUUUAUGCAAGAAAAAUAUCGCUUCAGGGUAUGAUUCAUCGGAAAACGUCAAUAAUGUUAAUGCUUUGGAUGUACCCUUUCACAGUGAGAAGAAAGAACAUCCUUCUGAUGUAGACAUAUUAGAUUUGUCUUGCAAGAAGAAUGCAGUGAAGAAAUUGGAGAUUCAGCUUAACUCUUUACAUUGUAUAAGCAAUGGGCCCCAGAAGAACUUGAAGGAAAAGAAGUCUAAUAAAUUGAAGUCUAAAGAGAUGGCAUCCAAGGAAGAUAGUAGACAUGGAAAAGUGCAGCAUGCAGAUGCCGUGUUGUCUUCUCUGGGGCACCUAAAUUAUGAACUAGGUGCUGACAACAAGUUUGUUACUGGGAAAGAAAGUCUUUCAGAACAAUUAGAAACUUUACCUGCCAAGCAAGUUUUGGACUUGGCUGAAGCCCCUGGAAGGGAUGUAGCCUAUCUGCAGUCUUCUACAACUGUGAGCUCAAGCUCUUCGAAGAUUUCAAGCUCCAGAAGAAACACAAACUCGCAAGAAGCAAAUGACUCUCCAAUUAAAUCAGCCUCUUCAUUGCCACUGAGAGAUUUCAGCAUUAAAAUGAUUUCCGGUAACAGAAAAGAUGGAACAGUGGAUGCUUCCUUGGGCAACACACACAAUUUAGCAAGGUACCAAAACAGUGAAGUCAUUGCAUUAAAUUAUGGUCAGCAAGCUGGAAACUUUGAGGGGGAUCAGGUUGCAGGUGAACCCAAUUUUCAUGGUUCUUUGCAAGGAAUCUCGGAUAGCAAUAUCAAGGAAAUACCUCAGUCAGCUGGUGCUCAAGUCUCCAAUAUCACUGGUUUUGGGAGGAGUUUGGAUAAUAGUCUGCCGGAGGCAUCAUGUAGAGAGGACCUUACUGUAAAUGAUACUGUUGUAGGUAGAGGAGACCAUCAACUGUGUUCUGGUGAACAAAAGGACUUUAAUAUGGAGGUUCGUUUACCACUACCUGAUCAGCAUUGUUUUGGCAGGAUUAACACUGAGUCUGGUUCUGUUCGACAUGAAAGUAAGAACAUUGAAGUUCGCCAAGGAGGUAAACAAAAGGUCUGCCCUACUUCAGUAAAAUCUGAAUCGUUGAAAAUGAAAGCAAAGUUAGUGAGGUUCAAUGUUGAAACUGGAGUGCAACAUGGCAGUGUUAAGCAAGUGACAUCAAGCACUUUGGACACAAGUCCAAUGAGGAAGGAUGGUAGUAUGAUUACAUUUGCUCUCAAGGAAGCUAGAGAUCUAAAGCAUAAAGCAAAUGAUUUGAAGAAUAAAGGACAAGAACUUGAAAGUACAGGUCUGUACUUCGAGGCGGCUUUGAAGUUUCUGCAUGUUGCGUUUCUUCUAGAAACUCCUAGUUUUGACAUUUCAAGACAAGGUGGUGGAGGUCGGUCAAUGAAGAUGUACUCUGAAACUGCAAAAUUAUGCAAUUUUUGUGCUUAUGAAUAUGAACGGUGCAAAAAAAUGGCUUCUGCUGCUUUAGCGUACAAGUGUGUAGAAGUUGCUUACCUCAAGGCUGCAUACUACAAACACCGUACUGCUACAAAAGAUCAACAGGAACUUCAGGCAGCUGUACAGAUAACCCGAGGUGAACCACCAUCGCCUUCUGCCCUAGAUAUUGAUAAUUUAAAUAGCCAUGGAUCAUCAAAUGCCUCCUCAUUAAAGGGUGACAAUUCACCUCAUGUGCCAGGCAAUCAUUUGCCUCUAGCUAUUCACAACCAAGCCCAGCUGUUGAGAUUACUUGCCUAUGAAGCAAAAUCGUUAUAGGAAGAAUUAAAGUGAUGAGGUACAAGAAUUAGGUAGAAGAAUCCAUAGGAGCCGUGGAUACUGUGAAAAGAGUACAACCAGUAAGUGUAAAUGUUGAAUUAGGUAGUGUGUUGAACUUCGUUAUCUGUGCCAGACUAAACAAUGCCUUUAUGCUUUUUAUAUGUUGCAUGUACUCGGUUCACUAACAUGUGUUUCAUUGCCUAAAAUACACAAUUUAUGAGCUACAGAUUCUGUAGUAGUAUAGUGAUCUAUGUGUUCUCGGGUAAGAGGACACAAAAAUGUUUCUAAAUCCUUUCUGCACCCAAUUCUGGAGAGCCUCCAGUACUGGUUAUUGAGAACACUGGUAUUGUUAGAUGUGUUUUUUUUUAUGAAACUUAUAGCAAAUGAUGAAUU